Molecule: messenger RNA, 5325 nt
Organism: Xyrichtys novacula (pearly razorfish)
Lineage: Eukaryota; Metazoa; Chordata; Actinopteri; Labriformes; Labridae
Source: the annotation of a GenBank genome assembly
AAGAAGGUCACGUGUCAACAAAGAAGAACAACUUGAUGGAGGAAGCAGGAAGUACGCCUACCAAGAAGCAGAGUCAGAGCACAUAAACAAAACACAAAGAGCACAACCGAAAGGCUUAAAGACAGUGGUUCACGUCUAUAACAAUGGCCGGCAUUAAAGGUAUUUUUAUCGAUCCUCUUUUGAGUUUGGUGAUGGUGAAAUAAUCGAUAAAUAACGUGGAUGUGAAUCUUAAGCGUCUCAAAACUUUGUUAGCUUAGGUCCUGACACCACUCGUUAAUUUAUGUUCAGAACAAGCUUUGCAUCACUUUCAAGAAUAUCGAGAUUAACUUAAAGCUCUCCUGACCCAUUAUUAAAAAUAUGUAGCUGUAUUUUUUCCUGUAACUUUUUUUUUUACUACGACAUUCACUAUUUACAUGCUAAGUUUUCACGUUACAAGAGGAGCUGUUGUGCAUUUCCUCUCGUCUUCUGUUAGCUAUAUUCAGUCUGAUCUCUCUCUGUUUGUUUUCAGCACUGGUUGGUUUGUCCUUCAGUGGUGCCAUUGGACUGACUUUUCUUCUGCUAGGUUGUGCACUGGAACAGUACGGGUAGGUAUUCAUAGUUGUGUGCUGUGUUAUCUUGAUUUAACCAGAAAUAUUAUCGGCUCACAGAUUUUUUUAAGAAAGCAGGUAAGAUGUUUUUCAAGUGAACUGGUUUUUGAUCUGGUAGGUCUGAACAGCAACAAUUUGAUCAGCCAACAACCUGAAGCGCAGUUUGUGACCCAGCAACUUUCUGUUUCGUUUUCAUCAUGUUUGGCUUCUUUAUGGAAGCACGUUAAGUUACAAGUCGGCUUGGCCUUAUAACAAAUAAAUAAAAUAUAUUUUUUUAAAUCCUUAUAUUAAGUCAUAAUAAUAAGAUAAAAGUUGACAUACUGACAUCAAAUGUUAAAAUUGUAAGAAGGGAUGUCAGUGUUAUGAGGAUAAAAAAAGACAAAAUUGUGGGAUAAAAAGUCAACAUUGUUUAAAAAAAGUCAAACUCAGAAGUUAGUCUUCAUUAUGUAAUUAAAUGUCAAAAUUAUUGCUCAAAAUGAGGGUUGUUAUUGGCAGACCCUUUCCCAAAGAGCUCCAAUCUAUUUUUUAGGUAACAGAGUAAAAGUAUACGUAGCUAUUAAAAAAGUUUGCAGUGUGAACACAAUCAGAAAUAAGCCAUGGUGCUAGAAAUUGUGAAAUCAAAAUAAGAACAUACUAUGUAUUGGAAUUAAACUUAGUUUUAAUUUGAGAGCCAAUUUAACAAGAAAUCAGAUGACUUGAAAGCUCUGUCUCUGAAGUUGGCAGAUUUGAAAACAUCUAGGACAGACUGUUAAAACUUUGUGAAUUAGUUGAAGUUGAGAAUAAAAUGUAUAUUCUAUUUUUUCUUUUAUUGUCCUUUAUAUGGAGAGUUAACAACUUGAUUGUUAAUUAUCUGAUUAUUAGAGUGAUGAAAGGCUGGAAUGCCUAUUUACCUACAAAACCCAAUUCCAUUGAAGUUGGAAAAUUGUGAUAAACGUCAAUAAAAACAGAAUACAAUGAUUUUCAAAUCCUUUUCAACCUAUAUUCAAUUGAAUACAUUACAAAGACAAGAUAUUUCAUGUUCAAACUCAUAAACUUAAUUUUUUUUGCAAAUAAUAAUUAAUUCAGAAUUUGAUGGCAGCAACACGUGACAAAGUAGUCGGGAAAAUUGGCAAAAUAUACUGAGAAAUUUGAGGAAUGCUCAUCAAACACCUAUUUGGAACAUCCCACAAGUGAGCAGGCUAAUUGGGAACAGGUGGGUGCCAUGAUUGGGUAUAAAAGCAGCUUCCCCAAAAAUUCUCAGGGGCAGGGUUCACCACUGCAUGAGCAAAUAGUCGAACAGUUUAAGAACAACAUUUCUCAAAGUACAAUUGCAAGGAGUUUAGGGAUUUCAUCAUCUACGGUCCAUAAUAUCAUCAAAAGGUUCAGAGAAUCUGGAGAAAUCACUGCACGAAAGCGGCAUGGCCGGAAACCAACAUUAAAUGCCCGUGACCUUCGAUCCCUCAGGCGGCACUGCUGCAGCCAUGAAAUUUUGAGUUAAUUUUUAUUUGCAAAACAAAAAUAAGGUUUGUGAGUUUGAACAUGAAAUAUCUUGUCUUUGUAGUGUAUUCAAUUGUAUAUAGGUUGAAAAGGAUUUGCAAAUCAUUGUAUUCUGUUUUUAUUUACGUUUAUCACAAUUUCCCAAGUUCAAUGGAAUUGGGUUUUGUAAAAUACUUACAAGUUGGCAUCUUUUGUUUCUAAAGCUAGGGGGGAAUAUUAGAUCAGUUUAUUUUUAGAAGAUCCCUUUGGUAAUCUAUCCAUCUACUUUAGUCCCUGGUCUUUCUGUGCAAACGUGACUCAGCUGUGUGUGUCUUGAUCUCAGAUCCAAACCCUGACCAUUCAAUGAGCAUGGCUAAAUACAAACUGCCUGUUGUCACGAGUUCAUGUAACUAACAUGUGUGGUGCAUCCAUCUGCUACCAUGACCAGAUGUUUGAAAUUGCUGCUGGAUCAAGGUUGCUGUCUAAGCAACAUCAGGUUUAUCAUUUAUCUGUCAGAGCUGCUUCUUGCUGAAAAUCCUGUGAAAGGUGCUUUUGUCAGUAAAAGCCCAAGCAAAUGAAGUAUGUCAUCUGCAGUAAAGCCAUGUUUAAAGUAGUCCUUUAAAUACUUAGAAUCCAUUUAUCUGUCACAUUGAAUAUGAUAUCACAUGCUUUUACUGUUGUGACGUUUUAUCCCAUAGUUGAGACUUGUAUAUAAUUGUAAAUCCUAAUUUAAUUUUUUUUCAUCAAGGCCAAGUCUCCAUCUGUUUUGUCAUAAACUGUUGGAAGUGGGCUGCCAGAUUUCUUAACUGCAGCAUGUUUAAAAAAGUGUUAUUUUCAGAGGAAUAAAGACAUAGACAGUCAGGUCUUAAUUUAGUUGACAUACCAAUAAUAAUGAUGCCCAAUGGUGUCUUUUGUUAAGCGCUGACUUUUAAAGGCCCACUUAUUUCCAGCCCCACGCUUCUCUUUUGUAGAGCUGACUUUCUGACAAAUGAUUUAUACCUCAUGCUCUAUCUUCUUCUUAGAUGACUCAUACCGGAUGAGUUAUUUCUUUAGAUUUGUCAAUUCUCUUACAGUGUCAGAGAGGUAAUUAUACAAUGUGUUCGGUCAUCCUGGAACCUCAAACUAUGCUUCAAAAUUCAUGGACUUUCCCAUUAAAAUAAUCACUAUCUGUAUGUUUUUGAGUUGUUUGUUUUGGUGUAACACUUUUCUGUAAAUCUUGCACCAGUUCACUUAUACCUGGCAUGUUGCAUACAUUUCACAGCAUGUUUUCUCUAUUCCUCACAUUUUCUUGUAGGGUAUACUGGCCACUGUUUGUCCUGAUAUUCUACGUACUGAGUCCCAUCCCCACCUUCAUAUCCAGACGCCUCAGUGAUGACACUGAUUCCUCCAGUAAUGCCUGCAGAGAGCUGGCCUAUUUCAUAACAACUGGCAUUGUGGUAUCAUCUUUUGGGCUGCCCAUUGUGUUGGCCCGCACGAGCACAGUACGUUCUCCUUACCCAUGUCACAAUAUUUGAAAUUAUUAUUCCAUAUGGGACACAGAGCCACCAUCUUUCUUGUUUUUUGUUUGUAUACGUAAGUCUAUGCUGCAAAAACCUGUUGAAUGUAAAGUUAAUUUUUCUGCACAAUAAUGAGAAAAAUUGAUUCAUUUGUUUUGGUUAAAAAAAAAUCAAUGUGAAUGUUCUUCUUCCACAGAUCCAGUGGGGUGCCUGUGGAUUGGUAAUGACAGCAAAUGCUGUAAUCUUCCUCACAAUCUUCGGCUUCUUUGUGGUGUUUGGAGGUGGGGAUGACUUCAGCUGGGAGCAGUGGUAGAGAGCCUUCUGACAAUGCAAAGAGAGAAGGACAGAAAGGUGGAUGGAAGGAUGGAUGUGUGGGGAGGUGGAUAGUUGAAUGGUUAGACUGCAGACUAAGGGGCACAUGUGUCCUGCACUCCAUGGGGGGAUGAUGGUCAUGUUCAGUAUAGGCCUCAAAAUGUCUAAUUUACUGGCCGUGUUUAAGGACAAUUAUCAAAUUAGGGGAUAUUAAGGUUGGAGACAAUACUGUGUUCCCUAUCAAUGUGCCUUAUGUCUGGAACCAGAGAGACAAUGAUGCCUAUACCCCUCUUAUGCUAUUACCCCAUCAUUAUCCACCUUAACCUGUGUAUUUUAGCUCAUCUUACCCUUAUUUCCACCCUCAAAUCACCCCACCUAUUAUAGCUGCCUGCUUCUUCUUUAUGCGUUAGUUAUUCAGUAUCAUAAAGGGAUCCUAAAGAGUAACUCUAUUGUAACAUACACUGCCGUGCUUCAUUUAUUAUCUGUACUAAUCGCUUAAGGGGGAAGUGCCUAUACUGAGUUAUGGCUUGAUUAUAAUUUAGCAGUGUUUGCUGUGUAAAGUGUAAAAGCAGGGUGCGUCAUGUUUAUCCAUGCUAUCUGACAUUUAGUUGUAAGGCCUCUAAUCAGGAAAAGAUGCAUUUGUACGGAGGUGGUUUGUUUGUUCGUUUAUUUUCAUUUUGCUGCAAAAAGUUCAAAGUACUUUUUGUUUUAGUGCAAUUGUUUACAUUCUCACCAAAGAUCAUAUAAAAAUGCAAAACAGUGAGCAUUUUCACACUUGAAAUGCGGGUGUUGAUUUGUGUCCAGCAGCAAGCCUGUCCUCAAAAGCCAGGGGCAGUGCAGAAUUAGCUUUUAGAGAAUAACAAACUUCAAAGUUUCUAUGUUUAGCAUCUCAUUUACUUAUUGUUAUCCUGCAGAUGACAACGAAAUGUAAACUAUUGACAAAGACAUGAUAUUGAUUUGAGAAUUAUUUUUACAUAUUAAAUAGUAAAUGCAGUAUAUGUAUGUUUUUAGGCCUAGAGAAGAGGGCUGUACCUGCAAUCUCAGCAAGAAGUGCCUGUAAAUUACAGCAUAUAUUUUUGAAAAAUCUGAGUCCUGGGAUUUGGUUUCAAGCCUUUUUAUUUUUGUGUAUCACCUUCAGGAGUCACUGAAAUCUGUAUUCAUACAUUUAUAUCACUUCCCCUUUUUUGGUUUAAUUAACGUACGUAAUUAAUGAGGUUCUGAAAUGUGUGUAUGAUGCACCCUCUUUAAGGAGACUACCACAAACACUUCUGUUUUCUAAUUUUCCAAGUUUAACUUCUAAAAGUGGAUAUUUAUCAAUACUGUAUGUUCCAAAACUGACAUGUUCAAUAAGACAGUUGUUUUUCUUUCUAUUGUUACUCUAUUACCCACACUAGCAAGUUCUAAAAGUUUUUAUAUGCUCCUGACUGCAUUUUGUUUCCCAACAUUGAUUAAAAGUCACUGUAUAAACAGAAGUA